AAUAUGCGAGACCGGACGUGAGACCAAAUUUUAGGCCGUGCUUCGGAGAACCCUAAACUGCGGUGGAAUCCGGGUUUCCUGCACCGUCUCCUUAGCUAUUUAAGUCCCUCGCCGCCUUCUUCGCCGUCUCCACCGGUCGUCUCCUCAACAGGAAAUAUGUCUGACGAGGAGCAUCAGUUUGAGUCGAAGGCGGAUGCUGGAGCUUCAAAGACUUAUCCGCAACAGGCAGGAACCAUUCGGAAGAAUGGGUAUAUCGUGAUUAAGGGGAGACCAUGCAAGGUGGUUGAGGUUUCCACAUCCAAGACUGGGAAGCAUGGACAUGCAAAAUGUCACUUUGUUGCAAUUGAUAUCUUUACUUCCAAGAAACUCGAGGAUAUUGUGCCUUCUUCUCAUAACUGCGAUGUUCCACAUGUUAAUCGUACUGACUAUCAACUGAUUGAUAUAUCUGAAGAUGGAUUUGUUAGUCUUCUGACUGAAAGUGGAAACACCAAGGAUGAUCUGAGGCUCCCGACUGAUGAGGCUCUGCUGAAUCAGAUCAAAGAAGGAUUUGCAGAUGGGAAAGAUCUGGUGGUGACCGUUAUGUCUGCAAUGGGUGAAGAACAGAUGUGCGCUCUCAAGGAUAUUGGCCCAAAGUAGUUCCACAUCCAUAACAAUAUAUAAUAAUAUAUUACUGAUUUUUUAGCACCGUAAUGUUUUGUGUAAUUCAAAAAAACUGUGGGAAUUUGCGAGCAAUCCCUGCCGCAGGAACUCUCUUCGGCUCGGGGAAUUAUUACGCCCUGUCAACGGACGUCUGACAUCCAAUCCGGGCGCACCACGCCACCAAAAUACACUGGGGCCCGGUGUAUUUCGGUGACGUGACGCGUCUGGAUUGAUGUCCGGACGAAUCUGGAUACCGGACGUAAUAAUUUGCCCUUCAGCUCGGUAUGUCUCGUCACUGAAGCCUAUCGGGUUUUGUUUAGUUGUUGAUUUCUUUCUUGGCUUUGUUACUUCUAUGAAGUUUACGUAUAUAUGUUCUUUUGUGUUCUGAAAUUUUUAUUUAAUCUUGAGGGUAUUUAUUCUCGA
Messenger RNA from Dendrobium catenatum, 1062 nucleotides. RefSeq names its product eukaryotic translation initiation factor 5A-2. The record is from RefSeq and is a predicted model, not a curated record. The coding region runs from base 157 to 636 and encodes 159 amino acids. Gene Ontology annotation, molecular function: ribosome binding; RNA binding; translation elongation factor activity. Gene Ontology annotation, biological process: positive regulation of translational elongation; positive regulation of translational termination. The transcript is spliced from 6 exons. Lineage: Eukaryota; Viridiplantae; Streptophyta; Magnoliopsida; Asparagales; Orchidaceae.